Messenger RNA from Andrographis paniculata, 1686 nucleotides. RefSeq names its product dof zinc finger protein DOF4.6-like. Gene Ontology annotation, biological process: regulation of DNA-templated transcription. The record is from RefSeq and is a predicted model, not a curated record. Gene Ontology annotation, molecular function: DNA-binding transcription factor activity; DNA binding. The transcript is spliced from 2 exons. Bases 255 to 1154 code for a protein of 299 amino acids. Lineage: Eukaryota; Viridiplantae; Streptophyta; Magnoliopsida; Lamiales; Acanthaceae.
UACAUCCUUUCUAAUUACUAAUUGCCUUUUUCAACCUGUAUAAAUCUCUAUUCAUUUCCAUCAAAUCAGGGUUUUCUGCAACUUCAUUUUAAUUUAUUUCUUCAAUUAAUUAAGAUCUACUCUCUUCAAUUUGUUUUUGGAUAUAUAUAUAUAUAUAUCUGUGUCUAUCUCUUUAAUUACCUUUUUCCAAUUUAUUUAUUUUCUUUUUGGGUCUGAUCGGAGACGACAUACACACACAUAUACAUGACAUAGUGAUGAAACCGAUGGAGGAGAUCGUAACAUGUCCGAAGCCGGCGGCGGCGGCGGCGCCGCAGUCCAAAGUCCGGCCGCAGAAAGAGCACGCGCUGAACUGCCCUCGCUGCAACUCCACCAACACCAAGUUCUGCUACUACAACAACUACAGCCUCUCUCAGCCGCGCUACUUCUGCAAAACCUGCCGCCGGUACUGGACGGAGGGCGGCUCCCUCCGCAACAUCCCCGUCGGCGGCGGCUCCCGGAAAAACAAGCGAUCGUCGUCGUCGUCAUCUUCUUCCUCUGCCGCCGCCGCCGCAAAGAAAGUGUCCCUCCCAGACCUAAUCCACCCUCCCCAAUUACAAAACCCUAACCCUAAAAUCCUCGACGCGGCGGCGCAGGAUCUCAAUUUGGGGAUUUUCUCGGCCCACCGGCAGGACUUCAAGGCGAUAACGGAGAUGAUCCAGGUCCCGGACUUCGACGGGAGCGCGACCAAGCUGGAGCUCCAGAACCAUCCGUCUUCAUCGUCUUCUUCGUCGAAUCUGGAGCUCCUAACAGGGCGAGGCCUGGGGGGUUUCACUGAUCUGAACAUGGUUUAUUCGUCGGGAUUUAAUUUUAACGUUAAUCCGUUGGGGGGAUCGGAUCAGUUCAAGGCGUCGUCGCUGAGCUUCUCCCUGGACGGGCUCGGCUGCGGCGGCGGCGGUUAUGGAAGCUUCCAGGAGGAUCAGGCGAAUGGGAAGCAGCUUCUGUUUCCAUUUGAGGAUCUGAAGCAGGUCUCGAAUUCCAACAAUGGCGAUGAUCAGAUUCAUCAUCAGGAGAAUGAGGGAAGCAAUAGGGAUCAGAUUAACAAUGGUGGAGGUGAUCAUUCGAGUGGAGGAUCGUUUUGGAAUGGAGUCAUGGGCACCAGUGGAGGCCCCUGGUAAUUAAUUAAUAAUUAAUUAAAAUUAAUUUACACACACCACACACCAUUAAAAAAAAAAAACUCUUCACUUCACUGCUACUGAUGAUGAUGACGAGGAUGAUGAUAUAUAUAUAUAUAUAGAGAGAGAGAGAGAGGGAGGGAGGGAGUUGGUAUAUUUAUUUUAAUAUAUAUGAUUUGAUGGAUUGUGUUAUUGUGGUUUAAUUUAAUUUUGUAUUAGAGAGAAAUUAAUUUGACUUGUUUGGAUCUCUUCAAAUGUCAAGAAAUUAGUUUAGGGUUGCUGCUGCUGCUGCUGCUGCUAGUGCUUCUUCAGGUUUACAUUUCUCUCUCUCUCUAGAUAUAUAUAUAUAUAUUUAUUUAUAUGUGUGAGUGAUUUGAUUUCAUGGGGUUGAUGAAUUAUUUUUAGGGUGAGAAAGUGGGGGUGAUAUAUAUAUAUAUAUGUAUGUAUGUAUGCAUGUUGUGUAUAUAGUGAUUGUGUUGAGGGCAGAUGAAGAGAUAUGAACAAGUCAAUGAGAUGAUUUUCAAUCAAUGUGUGA